AUGGAUACGGAUAUGGAUAAAGAAAACGAGGACCCUCAAUUUGAGGCUGCCCUUAGCUCGUUGAUCUCAGAAGCUCGUUCGACGUCCUUUACGAACAAAAAAGAUCGUGGCAAGCGUUCCGGUGGACAGGAGGUACAUCCUCCUGCGGUUAAGACUUUUACCGGAUCAGUUAUCACACUGACAGAUAAUAUUCGCAACAAUCGUUAUUCGGAUGGUAAUGCCGGACCCUUCGACGUCCACGUUCAACGAAAGUCGGACCCGGGGGCCCCGCUCCAUCCAAUUUCCGUAGGAAGAAUCAUCUGCGGUCUUAACAUUCAAGAUAUUCUCGAGAUCAAAAGAAUAGGACUGUCCAAAGUGUUAGUUUUCUUCAAAUCCGGGAGUGCAGCCAACUCCCUAGUACAAGAUCAGAGGCUUGCUGCCAAAAACCUAGAAGCCUUUAUUCCUCCUUUCCGUACCUCACGGAAGGCUAUUAUCAAGGACGUACCCUUACAUCUUACGGAUCAGAUGAUUCUUGACAUCAUCAGUAGCCCCAUUAAAGUGGUGGCAGUCAACAGACUGAAUCGUAGGAUUUCAAGACCCUUUGUCAACAAUUCUCAAGAACAUGUUAACUCAUCCAGUAAUUACACUCCUUCUCUCACUGUGUUGCUUACCUUUGAGGGCCAGAAGAUCCCCAAACACGUUACGAUGUUCCAUGUUAGAUAUCCUGUCUCACCAUACAUUUCAAAAGUCUCACGAUGCAACCAAUGUUUUAGAUUCGGUCAUAUAAAAAUCAACUGCAAGGGCCAACCACGCUGUGUACACUGUGGAGAAAAAGGACAUAUUUUCUCAAAGGAGAGUUGUCAGCUAUCAGAGGCUCCUCCCAAGUGUGCGAAUUGCCAAGGAUGUCACAGAGCUGAUUCGCCUACUUGCCCAGAAUUCACCAUCCAAAAGGAAAUUAGAAAAUUCGCUGCCUACAGGAACGUUUUACUGUUGGAUGCCAGAGAGAUCUUCAAAGCACAUUCAUAUAACUACAUCAUCUAUGCCAUUAAACAAAAACUACAUCAGAUCAAAACUGCCGGCUUUGAGAUCACCAUCGUUUGGAUCCCGGCACAUAUGGGCAUUCUAGGAAACGAAACAGCAGACUAUCUGGCGAAAAAAGCCAUCAUCAAAGGUCAGUUGUCCCCAAAACAGCUUCCUCACUCUGACUUUUACUCCAUUCCUCGGAGGAAAUACAUAGAAGACUCAAGCAAAUUUCUAAAAUUUCAAGCUAGACAAAAAGGAGCCAAGUACUUUAAUUCAUUCGAAGAAAUCAUCCUUAAACCCUGGUUCCACAAGCUUAAACUUAACCGAGAGAGCAUCGUUACUUGCUGCAGAAUUAGAUCUGAUCACUACGCUCUUAACCACAGCCUACACCGAUGCAAUUUAGUUGCAGAUCCCUCUUGUCCGUGCGGCGCACCGAGACAAGACGUGGACCACGUUUUUUGGGGUUGCCCUCGCUUCAAUGGACCAAGGACAACGCUCUUAUCUCAAUUAUGGAAAUACGGAAAAAUUCCAGCACUCAAGACGCAAGAAAUUCUUAAAAACCCCUCCUCUGGGGUCAUUCACGCUGUCCAUGCCUUCCUCAAAUCCUCCAAUCUAAAUAUAUAACGCUAUUCCCCCUUCUACUGAUUUUUCACUCAUAUUACAACCAGUUGUUGGCUGGAGUGUAUCGAUCCCACUAGGAUCAAAUGUGGCCAUAAAAAAGGAAGAAGAAGAAGAAGAUAUAGAAAGACUGAGAGACGACAUAUCCUAUGCAUUGUAGUAAUUUGCAGAGCAGGUCUGUCAUGAAGCACUCGAAAAGAAUUCAUUAACAAAACACGAUUUUUUUAAGCGGAGUUCAUUAUCAUUGUCUCCGCUAUUAGAAUCUUUUGAUAUGUUAUGAAAAUAUCAACGCCCAUCCAUUUAACUUUUGGUCUUGUUGGGAAAUAAGUCAUUUGCUGUCAAAGCAUAAAAAGGAUAAACUCUUAACUAAUGCAGCUAGUUCAGCUAUAAAGAACAGGUUUCAUGUUUGUAUAGUGUUAUUUAUUGUCCAUUACAAACGAUAAAAAUGAAAUGAAAUGUAAUGUGUCACGUACAAAAACAUGUAUUACAUAUAGAAUUAUAAUAUAAAAUUAUAAUAUAGAAUUAAAAGCUGAAUUACAUAAUAUUUUUACUUAUACAUGCGUAUAUACAUUUCUUAUGAAAAUAUCCUGCUGGUAUAAGCUAUAAGUAUUGCGAUACAGAUAAUUUGACACAUAUAGCAUAUAUAACUCUUUAAAAGAUUGAUUUAAUAAACUAUGCACACAUAUUAUGAAAAAUGAAAUAUAAAUGUAACUUCAUUUUCCAAAUAUAAAUUAGUUGAAUUGAAUAGUUUGUACUCUGCAAUAUCAUUCUUAUAAAUUUAUGAAAAUUACACUUGAAAUACAUUAAAUUAAACAUUUUGUAUAUUUCUCUAUCAUUAUCUUAA
This is a messenger RNA of Formica exsecta, 2464 nucleotides long. RefSeq lists its product as uncharacterized. Gene Ontology annotation, molecular function: nucleic acid binding. The coding region runs from base 1 to 1626 and encodes 541 amino acids. The record is from RefSeq and is a predicted model, not a curated record. NCBI's taxonomy places the organism in Eukaryota, Metazoa, Arthropoda, Insecta, Hymenoptera, Formicidae. The transcript has 3 exons.